Molecule: messenger RNA, 2449 nt
Organism: Notechis scutatus (mainland tiger snake)
Lineage: Eukaryota; Metazoa; Chordata; Lepidosauria; Squamata; Elapidae
Source: RefSeq, a predicted model, not a curated record
AGGGGAACUUCCUGUUCCGGAUGAAUCAUGGGAGGAAGUUGGUGGGCAGAGCGGCUUCUGUUCUCUUCCCAGGAUGGAAGCAGCAGCUGGCAGACAAAGAGGAUGGCAAUAAGAGCAUUCUGGACAACAGAGAAUAACAAGCAACACUGAAUAGCACAGCAAGUCAGUCCAGAAAUAAAAAUAUUUUCCAUUUCCUUCAGAAUUUCCACACAAUUCUUCACUUUCCUUAGCUGGUGAGAGAGAAAUGAGAGAAAAUGAAGAAGAGAUUCCUAGCUGGGAAAGAUAGAGGGUGAAAUUCAAGCAUACAUUACAUGAAAAGUAGAAGCAACGGAGAUUAUGUUUCCAUUUAGCAAUAGAGGGAAGUGAAAAAGUCAGUGGAGAAGAAAAGGUCAACUGGAAAGCCAUGUAGAGCAGACAGUGUUGCGGGCUUCAUUCUGGAAGGAAGAAAAUCACCAGUAAAUCAAAGAAUCACUAAACAAGGGAUCAUCCAGAUUUUUGACCUCAAGAAUAUUAGUUGUGAAAAAGCUCCAUAGAUGUGCCAGUUGUGGGAAAGAUACAACUUGCAAAUCACAGCUGAUUAUUCAUGAGAGGAUCCAGACUGGAGAAAAGCCUUAAAUAUACUCUGAAUUUGGCAAAACCUUUGAUCAGAACUCCAUUUUGUUUCAUGGAAGGAACCACACAGGAGAGAAACGCUAGAAGUGCUCCCAAUGCAGUAAAUGCUUUAGCAAGCAGGGCAACAUGGACUCACAUCAAGGAGAAACGGUUUGAAUGUCCUGAUUGUGGGAAAUGUUUCUGUGAUAAUUCCAGGCUGGUGACACACCAGAGGACUCACACAGGAGAGAAACCCUUUGAAUGUCCUGAUUGUGGGAAAAGUUUCAGUCAGAGUUCCAACCUGGUGAAACACCAGAGGACACACACAGGAGAAAAGCCCUUUGAAUGUCCUGAUUGUGGGAAAAGCUUCAGUUGGAAUUUCAGCCUGGUUACACACCAGAGGACUCACACAGGAGAGAAACCCUUUGAAUGUCCUUAUUGCGGGAAAGGUUUCUAUGAUAAUUUCAGCCUGGUGAGACACCAGAGGAUUCACACAGGAGAGAAACCCUUUGAAUGUCCUGAUUGUGGGAAAAGUUUCAGUCAGAAUUCCAACCUGGUGGCACACCAGAGGACACACACAGGAGAGAAACCCUUUCAAUGUCUUGACUGCGAGAAAAGUUUCUAUGAUAAUUUCAGCCUGGUGAGACACCAGAGGACUCACACAGGAGAGAAACCCUUUGAAUGUCCUGAUUGUGGGAAAAGUUUCAGUCAGAGUUCCAACCUGGUGAAACACCAGCGGAUUCACACAGGAGAGAAACCCUUUCAAUAUCCUGAUGGUGGGGAAAGUUUCUGUGAGAAUUCCAGCCUGGUGACACACCAGAGGACUCACACAGAAGAGAAGCCCUUUGAAUGUCCUUAUUGUGGUAAAAGCUUCAGUUGGAAUUCCAGCCUGGUGAUACACCAGAGGACUCACACAGGAGAGAAACCCUUUCAAUGUCCUGAUUGCGGGAAACGUUUCUGUGAUAAUUCCAGCCUGGUGACACAUCAGCGGACUCACACAGGAGAGAAGCCCUUUGAAUGUCCUGAUUGUGGGAAAAGUUUCAGUCAGAGUUCUAGCCUGGUGAGACACCAGAGGACUCACACAGGAGAGAAACCCUUUGAAUGUCCUGAUUGCAGGAAAAGUUUUAGUCGGAGUUCCAGCCUGGUGACACACCAGAGAACUCACACAGGAGAGAAACCCUUUGAAUGUCCUGACUGUGGGAAAAGCUUCAGUUUGCAUUCCAGCCUGGUGAUACACCAGAGGACUCACACAGGAGAGAAGCCCUUUGAAUGUUGUGAUUGCGGGAAAAGUUUCCGUCAGCGUUCCAGCCUAGUGACACACCAGAGAACUCACACAGGAGAGAAACCAUACAAGUGUCCAGAUUGUGGGAAAGAUUUCAGUAUUAAAGCUAGCGUUCUAAAUCAUAUGCUUAUACACACAGGUGAGAAACCAUUUGAAUGUUCCGAGUGUGGAUGGUGCUUCAGGAAACAUUCCACCCUUAUCGCACACAAGAAAAUGCACACAAGGCCCCAAGUGAUAAGUGUAGGGAAGGUUUGAAUUUCAUUUCUAAUGACCCAUUUUAAAUCCAGGUGAGCAAUUGACUGUUUAACUUGACUACAAAGCAUUUGUCUAAUUUUUUGUAGGCAAAUAUGUUUUAGACGGGAAGGAGGAAAGAAAAAAUUGUGACAUAUUAGUUUGAUAAUGACUAUCUGCUCAUCACCAGCAGAAUUUGCUAGAUAUAGAAAGUCCUCAAGCUACGAAUGCCUUGCAGCCUGCCCAUUCAAUCCGUAACUUGAGAAUUAGUGGGAGUGAAUCUCAUACAUUGAAUGAUAUCACUUCCUGCUUCCUCUCUUGCAUUUGCUGCUUUCUCACCCCAUA